Messenger RNA from Andrographis paniculata, 1577 nucleotides. Its product is annotated as probable WRKY transcription factor 15. Gene Ontology annotation, biological process: regulation of DNA-templated transcription. NCBI's taxonomy places the organism in Eukaryota, Viridiplantae, Streptophyta, Magnoliopsida, Lamiales, Acanthaceae. Bases 258 to 1337 code for a protein of 359 amino acids. The record is from RefSeq and is a predicted model, not a curated record. Gene Ontology annotation, molecular function: DNA-binding transcription factor activity; sequence-specific DNA binding. The transcript is spliced from 4 exons.
AGCCCAGAGAGAGAGAGAGAGUGGUGUGUGGUGCAGUGGGCCAUUGCCAUUGCUGUUGAUUCUCUCGCUCUUCGCGCUCUCUCUCUCUCUCUCUCUCUCUCUCUCUCUCUCUCUCUCUCUCUCUCUCUCUCUCUCUCUCUCUCUCUCUCUCUCUCAUAUGCACCUAAUUUUGACGAGCUAGAGAGAGAGUGGAGAUGCAGAUGCUCAUCAGGUUAAAGUGACGGAUUGUCGAUCAGCGAUUUGUCGGUGGGGCGGCCAUGGCCGUGGAGCUCAUCAUGGGUGGUGCUUACACCAAUGGAAGCUUUGCUUCGGAAGCCAACGUGGCGCAGGAAGCAGCUUCGGGGCUACAGAGUGUGGAGAAGCUUAUUAGAUUGUUCUCGUCGCAUCAGAAGAAGGACGGUGGUGAUGAUGAAAUUCAGGAUUCCGGCCGCCGGGAAAUUGAGAAAUUGGACUACGUGGCGGUGGCGGAUACGGCGGUGUCGAAGUUCAAGAGAGUGAUUUCUCUCCUCGGCCGGACCCGGACCGGCCACGCCCGGUUCAGGAGGGGACCGGUUUCCGUUUCGCUUUCUCUCUCGCCCGAUUUGUCUUCCACUUCGCCGAAUUCCGUGCUGCCGCCGAGCACGGCGGCGGCGACGGCGGAGCAGAAACGCGCUGAAGGUCUCGGCGGGGCGAAAGUCUACUGCCCCACCCCAAUUCAGCAGGUGGCUCCGCCGGACUAUCAUCAGAAGCUGCUGGAGAAUUUGAAGGAAUCUGCAGGGGCGAAAACGAUCAAUUUCUCUUACUCGCCGGUGAUUUCUCGUGCCAAUUCGUUUAUUUCUUCGUUGACCGGCGGCGAGCCGGAGAACAAGCAGCAGCAGCAGCAGCCGUCUUCCUCGUCGGCAUUUCCGAUGACGAGCAAUCUUUCUCAGGUCUCCAAUUACAACUCCGCCGGAAAACCCCCACUGUCGUCUUCCUCCUCCUUCAAAAGGAAAUGCAAUUCCUCCGAUAACGCCGUCUCCGGCAAGUGCAGCGGCUCCUCCAGCCGGUGCCAUUGCUCCAAAAGGAGCAGGAAGCUGAGGCUUAAGAGGGUAAUUAGGGUUCCGGCGAUCAGCAUGAAAAUGGCGGACAUCCCGCCGGACGAUUACUCCUGGAGAAAGUACGGCCAGAAGCCAAUUAAGGGAUCUCCACAUCCACGGGGUUAUUACAAGUGCAGCAGUGUAAGAGGCUGCCCGGCCCGAAAGCACGUGGAGCGGGCCGUGGACGAUCCGACCAUGCUCAUCGUCACCUACGAAGGCGAUCACAACCAUUCCCUCACCAUUGCCGAAACCCCGAGCACCAUGAUCCUCGAGUCGUCCUAGAUUGUUUGUUUCUGUCUAAUUCAUCAUCAUCCAUCCAUCCAUCUUGCAAUGAUCUUGAUCAUAUUAGCUAGGCUUUAGACACUAAUUGGGAAUGUCUAGUCUCGAAGGAGACGAUCGAUGAUCCGCCAUGGUUGGUUGAUUAGUGUUGGCAUUGUUCCAUGCUCUGUUUGAAUUUUCAUGUUUCUUCUCAACAUUCAUUGCGUGAAUUUCUUUUUUCUUAAUCAAACAUAGUUUUCAUUG